This is a messenger RNA of Capra hircus (goat), 2557 nucleotides long. RefSeq names its product zwilch kinetochore protein (gene ZWILCH). The coding region runs from base 221 to 1990 and encodes 589 amino acids. Gene Ontology annotation, biological process: protein localization to kinetochore; mitotic spindle assembly checkpoint signaling. NCBI's taxonomy places the organism in Eukaryota, Metazoa, Chordata, Mammalia, Artiodactyla, Bovidae. The record is from RefSeq and is a predicted model, not a curated record. Gene Ontology annotation, cellular component: RZZ complex. The transcript is spliced from 19 exons.
CCUCAACCAGUAUAAUUUAUUUUAACUUUUUCUUACGGGAAGGGGAAACUAUUGAGACGGGAGACACCGCUCUGCGCUAUAAAACAAUAGUUUAACUGUAGAAUGGAGCCUGUUGGAGGGGGUAAAAGUAGUCCCGGCAAGGAGGUCACGACUCCGUACGUCAGCGCCCGGCGCGCAUUUCAGUUUGGCGGUUUCGGGUCUUCAGUCAAACUGGGGCGCGAUGUGGUCGGGAGCUAACCGAGCUGCUGAGGAAUUUUACGCUGGUCUCCUGCAGGAAUUUGAUGAAAAAAAGAACGGAAUCUGUAAAGACCCAUUUAUCUAUGAGACUGAUAUUCAAGUGCAGUUGAUCAGCAAAGGCCAACCAAACCCUUUGAAAAAUAUUCUACAUGAAAAUGAAACCAUAUUUAUUGUGGAAAAAGUGCCUUUAGAAAAGGAAGAACCAAGUCAUAUUGAAGAGCUACAGUCUGAAGACACUGCUAUUUCUGAUCUCUCUACUGGUGAAAAUGUUGGGCUGCUUGCUUUACCAAUUGGGAGAGCCAGGCAGUUAAUUGGAUUUUAUACCAUGGCUCACAAUCCUAAUAUGACCCAUUUGAAGAUUAAUCGGCCAGUUACUGCCCUUCCUCCUCUAUGGGUAAGGUGUGAUGGUUCAGAUCCUGAAGGUAUCAGUUGGCUGGGAGCUGAGCUUAUCUCAACCAGUAGCAACAUCACAGGAGUUGUCUUGUACAUGGUCACCUGUAAAGUGGAUAAAAAUUAUUCUGUAAAUCUCGAAGACCUAAAAAAGUCUCACAAGAAAAGGCAUCACUUGUCUGCUUUAACAGCCGGCGGCUUUGCCCAGUACGAGCUCUUUAAGUCCACUGCCUUGGAUGAUAUAGCUGCUGCUUCACAAACCACGAUCACUUUGGAUAUUUCCUGGAGUCCUGUGGAUGAGAUCCUUCAGACCCCUCCUCUCUCUUCAACUGCAACUUUGAAUAUCAAGGUGGAAUCAGGAGAGCCCAGAGGUCCUCUGAGUCAGCUUCACAGAGAACUGAAAUUUCUCCUUGUUUUGGCUGAUGGUUUGAGGACUGGUGUAACUGAAUGGCCUGAGCCUCUGGAAGCAAAAUCUGCUGUUGAACUUGUGCAGGAAUUUCUGAAUGAGUUAAAUAAGCUGAAUGAAUUUGGUGAUUCUACAAAAAAAGACACCGAGACAGUGAAGCAUGACGCUGCUGCAGUUGAUGGGUCUGUUGAGUGUCUUCUCACAGUACGGGGUGAUCUCGAUUUUGCUGAGCAGCUGUGGUGCAAAAUGAGCAGUAGUGUGAUUUCUUAUCAAGACUUGGUGAAGUGUUUCUCAUUGGUCAUCCAGAGUCUGCAGCGUGGUGCUAUACAGCCAUGGCUUCAUAGUGGGAGUAACAGUUUACUGAGUAAGCUCAUUCAUCAAUCUUACUAUGGAACCAUGGACACGGUUUCUCUCAGUGGGACUGUUCCAGUUCAGAUGCUUUUGGAAAUUGGUUUGGAUAAACUGAAGAAAGAUUAUAUCUGUUUUUUCAUAGGUCAGGAGCUUGCAUCUUUGAAUCAUUUGGAAUAUUUCAUCUCUCCAUCAGUAGAUACACAGGAGCAGGUUCAUCGUGUUCAAAAACUCCACCAUAUUCUUGAAAUAGCAGUCAGUUGCAUGCUUUUCAUUAAACCUCAACAUGAACUCCUCUUUUCUCUAACACAAUCCUGCAUAAAAUAUUAUGAACAAAAUCCUCUUGAUGAGCAGCACAUUUUUCAGCUGCCAGUCAGACCAACUGCUGUCAAAGACUUAUAUCAAAAUGAGAAGCCACAGAAAUGGAGAGUGGAAAUAAAUAGUGGUCAAAAGAAGGUGAAAACAGUUUGGCAACUGAGUGAUGGCCCACCUGUAGACCAUCUGGGUUUUCACAGACCCGAUUUUUCUGAAUUAACAUUAAACGGUAGCUUGGAAGAAAGGCUGUCCUUUACUAGCAUGGUUACCUGCAGCCAGGUGCAUUUCAAGUGAGGUGUGCUGCUGGGGCCCUCUGUAAGCUCUAACUGCCCUCCCCCCCGCAAAAAAUGGACAGAGGUAAUGGGAAGGUAAUUAUCACAAAACCUGAAAACAGAGAUGUGCCUGAGCCUUUGAAGGAGAAAGAAGCUGAGGAAGAUCCUGAUGGUUCUCUCUGAAAGAUGCAGCUGCAAAACAGGUGACCGCGUCUCAGCUCAGACUCCGCAGGAGAAGCAUCAGGAGAACUGCAGCGAUUAGUAUACAGAGGGUGCAGACUGUCGGUACCACGAUCUCCGUCACAGUCUGCAUGUAACUUAGCAAAGGCUCUGCAGCGGGGGGGAGAGACCAACACGGCAGAUUAGAAGGCGAGUGCAGCUUCAUCCUGAAGAGCUUCCGCUGUCCGGAGAAACUUGGAACAUGGCAUCAUCACACUUGCUAAUUCUCAUUUGCUAUAAAAAAGAGAACCUAGUAUAUUAAAUGUUAUAAAAACUGUGUAAGGGCUUCGUGAGAUACUUUAGAAAAUACGGAUAAAGCAUGCUGACUUUUGGUUCUUCAGUACUAUAAUAAAGUCUAUAUGUAUGUUAA